AUGACAAUAAAUUUAAUGAAAAGAAUAUUUCCAGGAUGUACAACGUUAGUAAAUCCGUCUCAGUUAGUUAAAAAUCUCGUGCAAGUGCGCUUCAAAAUGACUAAAUCACGACGUUUACGUGCACCAUCCGUUGCAAAACAAAGUGAUAAAUGGGUUCAAAAAAAAACAAUUGGUCGUAUGGAAGCAGACGUUGUUUAUGAUGAAGACUUUGCUAAGCGAAAGCCGGUUGAUCGUGUAUGGUUAGUCAAUGAAUAUCCAACACAAUACUGGCCAGUUGAAACGGCAAUUAAAUGGCAUGCCGAAAUGGCACAACCCGCAAUGUUAAAUUCAAUGGAUAGUUUUGUAUGGGCAAAACUUCGGUUAGAUAUGACAACAAGUAAAAAAACAAAAUUUUUAGAUAAUAUCAGAGGACUUGUUACGUUUCCAAACUAUUUUGAUGAUCGACCAAAAAAAAAUGUUGUACUAUUCUGCAGGUUGCCAGAUCAUCUUAAAGCAGCUGAACGACAGGGUGCAUAUAUGUAUGGCUACAGUGAUUUAAUCAAACAGUUUGAACGUGGUGAUAUAUCAGAUUUGAAUUAUGAAUAUGUACUAUGUGCUCCGGAUGUUUAUGCUGAUAUAUUACAUUUAAGAAAAAAAAUUUCAAAAGAAAAAUUUCCAAAUCCAAACAAUGGUAGUUUACAUCCAAAUGUCGAAAAUAUGUUAGAAAAAUUUAUUCGUGGAAAAGAAUAUGAAUCAACAAAAUAUGAAGAUGCAAAAGCGAUAUUAGAACUUCGAAUAGGCAUUAUUAAUAUGGGUGAAGAAAAAUUAAUUGAAAAUUUAAAAACGCUUAUUCAACAAGUUUGUACACAUCGUGAGACAAAACUCGGUUCAUUUGUUACUUCCUGUUCUCUUUACUGUCCUCCGUCUGUUGAAGAUUUUAAAGUUGAUAUUAAAGAGUAUUUACCGUCAGAUGAAGAUAUCUUGGAUGUGAAAGAAAAAGAAGAAAUAGCGAAAAAAGCUGCUCUAGAUAAAAUUAAAGAAUCUGGUAAAGCGUUUGAUGACGAAGCGUUUAAAUUAGCAUGA
Messenger RNA from Didymodactylos carnosus, 1062 nucleotides. Lineage: Eukaryota; Metazoa; Rotifera; Eurotatoria; Philodinida; Philodinidae. The record is from the annotation of a GenBank genome assembly.